Messenger RNA from Sabethes cyaneus, 465 nucleotides. RefSeq lists its product as uncharacterized. NCBI's taxonomy places the organism in Eukaryota, Metazoa, Arthropoda, Insecta, Diptera, Culicidae. The record is from RefSeq and is a predicted model, not a curated record. The transcript has a single exon. The coding region runs from base 1 to 465 and encodes 154 amino acids. Gene Ontology annotation, molecular function: nucleic acid binding. Gene Ontology annotation, biological process: DNA integration.
AUGGUAUCGGAUAAUGCUACCAACUUUCGCUCUGCUUGCAAUUAUCUUCGUAACGUGUAUCAAAGCAUCAAUACCUCUGAACACAAUCGCCAGGUGGGUGAUUUUCUGGCUGAUAAAGGAGUUGAAUGGUAUUUCAUACCAGCUCGUUCACCACAUCACGGUGGACUGUGGGAGUCUGCAAUUAAGUCCGCAAAACAGAUACUCUCGAAGAAUGCGGGUAAGCAAGCUUUUACUUAUGAGGAAUUGGCAACCUUUCUUGCUCAGGUCACAGCUACAAUGAACUCCCGUCCGAUUACGCCAAUUUCGGAUAACAUACAUGAUCCACAGGCCCUAACGCCUGCCCACUUCUUGGAUGGAAAGGCCCUCACAACGGUUCCCGAGAUCAACAUGUUAGAACCUCAGAUCAGUUCAUUGUCUCGAUGGAAUUACAUUCAACGUUUGUCGCAGGAAUUCAGCGCCAGAUGA